AACCGUGCCUGGGUGUCCGGUUCUGUAUUUUUUUUCCUUUUCUCUUUUUCUUCUCUAUCGUUCUUUUUGUGCGAGUAUUUUGUCCCGAACUGCGUUUGCAGUGCAGGUUCCCGUCCCCUAAGGCAAAGAAAGGCAAUACGGUAAUUAUCGUGGAAGGGCUUAAAAAAGGGAAAGCAAACAAUAUUUUUCCUUGCGUGUUUGUGUUAGAAAGGGAGAGGGUUGAAGAAUAACUACCCACCACUGUCCUGAUACAUCUUUUCACAUCUUUUCGUUUCUCCUGCGGGACUUCUGAUCCUGCGCUUUUUGAAAGCGUUCUCUGUCUAUCGGCCUGGGAUCAGACCAUUACUUUUUUUUUCCCCUUGUUUAAACGUCGACAUAUAUCGCUGGAAAAUUCAAAGCAAUUUCGAUUGUCAGUUGAUACGUUCAAAUCCUCAGGACAAUGCCUCACCCAUUCGCGAGGAUAAUAGGUGGUGGGGGGCCAGAAGAACAGGAGCAGCAACAGCGAACGGGUGGGAUAAGAGGAUGGUUGAGCGGUGGGAGGAGGGGUAAUGUUGGGGCACUAGGGGCAUCUACGCAUACGGCAAUGCCAGGGCAAGAAAUGCGCUCGGUGAACUCGAAUAUCAUCUCGCCUACCCCACCGGUAGCAAGUCAGCAGCGACGUGCUUCGAUCUUGCCUCUUGCGUCACCGUUAUCGAGGAAUAACACUAUGGGAUAUAAUGCAAUGGGGUUUUAUGCCCCUCAACAUACGAUUCAGGCUCCUAUGCAGCCUAUAAUCGAGAGGCCGGAACCCGCCAUGCAAAGGGAUAACGUUGGGAUGUCUGUCAAUACAGCUGCGCAGCCGGCUGGGCAGUCGGAUGACCCGCGGACGCCAUUGAUAAACUUGGAGGCUCAGGGGCUAGUGACGCGCGGGGGAAAGUGGUUUUGGAAGAGGGAGUCGUGGAAAGGGCUGCAGUCAAAGUUAGCUGCGGUCCUUGUAUCAGGGCUGUUCCUUGCGAUUACUUUGGCAACUUGUGAGUAUUUAAUUCACGCCGUGAUUCCAUAUUAUAAUUAUCCUUUGUUUCAAUGGCUGAUGGAAUUCGGAAAGACCUUGGACUUGCCUUGACCCCCGAUCUGAACCUGCGUCAAGUGUGGCAUGUGCUCUUGAUAUUAAUCAUCCUUGUUGCAACAACGUUCUUCUGUCACGCAUUGGUUAGACUGUGUAUCGUGGCGACAAACCCUGGACGUUUCCAACGUCUUUCCCAAAACUUCACCCGCAUCCCGUCCGUAGCUGGACCAGGUGGAUAUGCAAACCCACGGGAGCCGAUCCGGAUACACACUCCGUAUGGCGCAGAUGACCAAGGUCUUGCUGAUCCUACCAAGUCCCCACCACCAGUAUAUGGGCUUUGGCGAUGCUCUGUGAGAGUGAACCCGGACCAAUUCUACUGGGUUAGAAGGACUAGUGCAGGCGCACCGACGACCUCCGCCCAUGGGUAUAGUGAUCGAAACAGCAGGACAACUCCCCGUCCCCCGUCAUAUGCAUCUGACGAUGGGGUAACCUACGCUCUUGCUCCACAUCAACUACGCCGCGACCCGCCUCUAUCCCCGCACCCAUCAGGAGCAAACCGGAUGCGGUGAAUAGCAUGUAACUAUCAGAUGCGCUCUCUCUUCUUUCUCACUUUGUAAAAUUACCUUUAUACCCCCGUUUUUGUCAAUACUUUUUUCCUGCUUCCACUUUUGUUCGCUCUCUAGGGGAUUAUGGUAUGGGUGUUUAGGGGUGUUUGGUAUUUUUUGGCAGAUUUUUUACUCUAGUUUACCCCCGACCUGGAUAUAUGAAGGCGGGUGGAUGGGUGGAUGGGUGGAUGGGAUACUUGGAGGCAGAAGGAUUCAUGCGGCGGGAUGGAGAGAAUAUUUGCUUCGUUUCUUGGUCACAACCGGAUUACUUUUAGCUAGCUGGUUAGUUUGGUUCUCGCGGGGAAUCGGAAAUUACAUGACGGUGUCUAUGAUGCCCAGUUGGGGUGGGGGUGCGGUUUCCAGGUUGGCACCGUUUGUUUGGCGGUUUGGGCAUAGUAUCGUACAGCAUUAUGGAGUCGCCAGUUAGCGGCGGGAAAAAAGGGAGCUAAAUCAUGGAAUCUCA
Molecule: messenger RNA, 2113 nt
Organism: Tuber melanosporum (Perigord truffle)
Lineage: Eukaryota; Fungi; Ascomycota; Pezizomycetes; Pezizales; Tuberaceae
Exons: 2
Coding region: 1063-1614 (183 amino acids)
Source: RefSeq, a predicted model, not a curated record